Messenger RNA from Gossypium raimondii (Peruvian cotton), 3084 nucleotides. Its product is annotated as lysine-specific demethylase JMJ26. NCBI's taxonomy places the organism in Eukaryota, Viridiplantae, Streptophyta, Magnoliopsida, Malvales, Malvaceae. Gene Ontology annotation, cellular component: chromatin; histone deacetylase complex. The transcript is spliced from 13 exons. Gene Ontology annotation, biological process: regulation of transcription by RNA polymerase II. Gene Ontology annotation, molecular function: histone H3K9 demethylase activity; chromatin DNA binding; transcription coregulator activity. The record is from RefSeq and is a predicted model, not a curated record. The coding region runs from base 183 to 2861 and encodes 892 amino acids.
GCUGAUUUUCUCAUUCUCUGUUAUCCUUAUAUAUAAAAAUUUAAAGAAAAUUUGGAUCAACGAUCUUUGAAAGAGAUUUUUGGGCUAAUUAUAUAAUACAUUUAAUUGAUUCGACUCUUUGAAUCCACCAUAUUUCAAUCAGUGAGGUCUUUGCAGGUUCUGAUAAAUUAUAUUCUUUCUCAAUGGAGUCGAUGAUUGCAAAGCGAGAACGACUGAACUGUAAUACUGGUCAAAGUAAGCAGAUAACCUUAAAUUCAUGGCCUGCAACAAAGAAAAGAAUUCCCAUGACAGUGCAUUGUGGAAAUAAAAGGGCCAAAUCUGAAAAAAAGGGCAAUGCGAAGCAAUUGUUAGCAAGGAAAAAGAAUCCGUCAAAUAGACAAAAGCUAAAUAAGGAUUUUGAAUUCUUAGAGGAUGAGAAAAUUCCCCAGGCUAAGAGACAUUGUAAUGGAAUAGCCAAGACAGCUACACUGGAUGAAGAAGAAUUGGAUGAAUGGGAGGAGGAAGCUAUUGUGUUUAUGAACAUGAAAGACCGGCGCAAAAGCCGAAAUUUUGAGAGUGUGAUGGUUGAAAGAAGGCCUAAGGAGAUUACAAGGAAGCUUUCUGAUCAUAUAGUUACUUCAUUGUCUGAUUCUUCAUCUUUCUCCUCAUCAUCAUCUUCAGGCUCUCCAGUUUCACAUUUGGAAAGUGACUUUAGCAGCACUGACAGAUGCAAAAAGAACAAAGUGAAGGACAAAAGAAAAUAUGUGAAGUGUCACCAGUGUAUGACUGAAGAAAGGACCAUUGUUCCAUGCAUGAAAUGUAAAGAGAAAGUGUAUUGCAUCAAUUGCAUCAGACAAUGGUAUCCCAAUAUACCAAAAGAAGAAAUAGCAAAGCAGUGCCCGUUUUGUUGUAGGAAUUGCAACUGCAGCAUCUGUUUGCACUCAAGUGGAUUAAUUAAGACAUCAAAGAGGGACAUCACAUAUCAGGAAAAGAUUAAGCAUCUAAAAUACUUGAUUGAGUCAAUGCUUCCCUUCCUGAAACAAAUAUGCAAAAUGCAAAAGCAGGAGAUAGAAAUUGAGGCAGAAAUUCAAGAGUUGCUGCCUUCUGCAGUUGACAUACCACAGACUCUUUGUUAUAGUGAUGAGCGUAUCUAUUGUAACCACUGUGCAACUUCCAUCUUUGACCUUCAUCGUAGCUGCCCAAAUUGUGCAUAUGAACUUUGUCUUCAUUGUUGUCAAGAAAUUCGGGAGGGAAGGCUUUCUAGCUGUGAUGAAGUUGCAUAUGAAUACAGGAACAGAGGUUACGAUUAUGUUCAUGCUGGCGACCCUUUACCAGGAUCUUAUCUAAAUGAAACAGCAAAGGAUCGAACUAAGCAAUCAAUUCAAUGGAAAGCCAAUAAUGAUGGAAGUGUUACUUGUCCCCCCAGGGAAAUGAAUGGUUGUGGUGAUUGCAGAUUGGAGCUAAAAUGCAUCUUUCCAGUUGGAUGGAUUUCGGAUUUGGCGGCAAAGGCUGGGGAAAUGUUGCGCGCCUGCAGAAUUAGACAAGGAAUAUUGAAGCAUAAAUGUGCUGUAACAGGCAGAGAUACAUUACAUCACAGGGUUUCUAGAGAAGGAACCAAUGACAAUUGCUUACAUUCCCCAACUUCAUAUGACAUUCAAAAGGAAGACCUUUCUCACUUUCAAAUGAAAUGGGCUAAAGGUGAACCAGUUAUUGUUCGCAAUGCUCUUGCAAAUUCAACUGGUUUAAGUUGGGAACCAAUGGUAAUGUGGCGAGCUUUAUGCGAAACAGAGGAUUUACAUACAAGUUUGGAGAUGUCUGAAGUUAGGGCUAUUGAUUGUCUAGCCUGCUGUGAGGUGGGGAUUAAUACUUACCAAUUUUUCAAAGGCUAUAUGGAAGGAAGAAGUUAUCAUAACUUCUGGCCAGAGAUGCUAAAGUUAAAGGAUUGGCCGCCGUCUAAUAACUUUGAGGAUCUUUUGCCUCGGCAUUAUGAUGAGUUUAUAAGGAUAUUGCCAUUUCAAGAAUACACUGAUCCUAGGUCCGGUAUCCUUAACCUUGCUGUCAAGUUGCCACCUGGUGUCCUGAAACCAGACUUGGGCCCAAAAACAUACAUUGCUUAUGGGAUUUCACAGGAGCUUGGAAGAGGGGACUCAGUCACCAAGCUUCACUAUGACCUGUCGGAUGCGGUAAAUAUUUUGACACAUACUGCAGAUGUAGCCUUAGGUGAGGAGCAGCUUGCUGCAAUAGAAAAAUUGAAAAUGAAACACAAGGCACAGGAUGCAAAGGAAAAGUUAGAGAGAGAUAGAGAAGACAAGCAUCCAAUUAAUGAAGGCAGAAAAGGAAUCACAGAUCAGAAUCAGUACUCGGAUAAUAACAUAGAUGACGUCGGAGCUAGAAAUUCAGGCCACUCAAAGAACACAGGUGGUGCGCUUUGGGACAUUUUCAGAAGGGAGGAUGUUCCUAAACUGGAAGCUUAUCUUAGAAAGCAUUCUAAAGAAUUCAGGCAUAUCUAUUGCUCCCCAGUUGAAAGGGUAAUCCAUCCAAUUCAUGACCAAUCGUUUUACCUCACCAUGGAGCACAAAAGGAAAUUGAAGGAAGAAUUUGGAGUUGAGCCAUGGACAUUCGAACAAAACCUUGGAGAGGCAGUUUUUAUUCCUGCUGGAUGUCCGCACCAAGUUAGGAAUCUGAAGUCAUGCACCAAAGUCGCUGUGGACUUUGUAUCUCCCCAGAGUAUCAAGGAAUGCCUCCGAUUAACUGAGGAGUUCCGCCAACUACCAAAGAACCAUAGAGCCAGAGAAGACAAACUCGAGAUCAACAAAAUGAUAAUUUAUGGAGUAGAACGGGCAAUUCGAGAGUUAUCAGAUCUAAUAUCAACCCCAAAUUGAGCCCCUCUUUGCAAGCUUCUCCAUAUGUAACCAUUGGAACCGGCGUUUCCUUUCUGUUGAUCCAGCAAUGAACAUAUAGCUUACUGUAAAUUCAUGCAUAACGGGUUAAGUUCUAUAUUGUGGCCCCUGAAAUUUUAACUUUUUGCACAUUCAGGGCCUCGAGGCAGCCUCUGUUAAUUUUUUUUGGCCAUUCUAAUCGAUAGAUAAGUUUUCCCAUUCUCAA